GGAGCACGGCCCUUGCUGAUCAGCCCGGGGCAGGCCCAGGUGAGCUGCAGGUGUGUGCUGAUGGGGCCACCCUGCAGCCGGCCCUGACUCCACCUUAAGCUCUUCAUGCCACGUAGGCCCCACGCUCCUGGACACUCUCUGUGGUCGAAGUCUUCUCUUCCUGCCUGACAGAAAACAGCGGUGAGGAGCCUCGUAGCGCCAUUAGCUGAGCAGGGGGUCCUGCCUCCUUCCUGGUGAGCUGGGAAGCACUUUGCCCAGAGGGGCUGUGGCUGCCCCAUCCCUGAGGUGUCAAGGCCAGGCUGGACGAGGCCCUGGCCAACCUGACCUGGGCUGGACUGGGCUCGGCAGCAGCUCUCUGAACACCGAAACCAGCCGCAUGCACAGGGUUAACAGCGGGGUUCGAGCGUGGAAAGCCAUGCUGUGAGUCAGGGGGCUGCAAGGAAAAUCGAAGAGGAGGAUUUGGGCCAUGUGGUGCCCAUAAAAGUGAAUGCGAAACGUAUCAGAAGUAUAUGAAAUCUGUAGAUAGUUGUUUUGUGUUUCAAAAGUGUUGAAUAUAGGGGGGAAAAAAAAAGCUCAACGGGAGUUUAAAUAAACACAGGCAAGUGAGUCAGCAAGAAGAUAUAAAAUCAUCAGGAAAGGCUGAGUUUGUUUUAAUAUGGGGAUUACUGUAAACACUAGGAGUGCAUGGUAACAAUUUGUAGGCCAUAUGUUUUGAAAUAUCAUAACUGGUGUCAAUAAACACAUUAAAAUUCAACUUCAAAGAGUAUUGUGGAUGUUUGGAGUGUCACGAAGACAUUGCAAAAUGGGGAUUUUAGAUGGAAACAAGUAUGGGAGCAAUCAAACACAGCUCCUAUGUGAAGAAAGGGAUCUUGUCAAGUUGUUAGAGCUAAGCAUCUGUGAUGGUGAUUACUGCUGCUUGCUGGCUAGGAGCUGUGCUCAGCCCCUGAUUUCUUUCACACCGUCUCCCUGGCCUUCCACCCUGACCUGCCUGUUUGUCUCGCCCACCUGCUGCAGCUCGGUGCUGGGGCUGAGCUCUUCUGCGCAGGGAUUGCCGUUCGCUGCUCCUUCCUACAGUUCAUAGCCCGCCUGAUUUCCUCGUAUAAAAAGCAAAUUCAUUUUGUGUCUGUACAGAUUGGCUUGUGGCACAGAUGAGGUGCUGUCCUCCCGUGCUGACAGCCUGCACCGUAGGGCAUUUAGCGUCACCGCAGCGUUGGCUGCAUUUGAUUCUUCCGCGUGCUGUGAGCCACCGGUCAUGGGGGUUAGGGCAUGGAGAAGGGCGAGCAGCCCCUCAUGUGGUGGUACCCUGAACAGAGGGUUUAUGUUGCUUCCUGAAUCCCUCCUCAUUCAGACCUCUGCUGGGUUGAAAUACCCUCUUUUCCUCACUUUUUCCUCUUGUAGCACUUCUGAUGCAGUGGGAUUCCCCUGCAAACGCUCUCCUAUUUGUGCACAAAUCGUUUGUUUACUCCAUGGAGAUGGGACCAGAUCUGUGAUCUUUGAGCUGUGAAAGCACAGACUUCUGACACUGAGGCUUUACUAGCGUGAUGAAUAAAGCCUUUGGCUUGUUUCUGGGAUAUCCCACGACAUGCUAAAUUACUAGUGUACAUACAAAGGCAGAAUAUUUGUUUACAGGGCUGCCUGGAGACUCAUGUCCACCAUAUGCCUUGUUCUUUCUUAUUUUCACAUUUUUAACGUGUUUCAUUUCACAACGAGAGCCCACCCUUCCUCUCUUCUUCCUUUUUCCUCCUUUUAUUGCUGACUGUGACAUCAUAUGGUGUGAAAUGUAUGUCUCUUUUUUUGGUAUCCCUUUCCAGAUUUUUAUCCCUGCUGCUUUAGGCGUUACACAUGGCCAGGCCCUUGGGGUUUGCAUGGGCAUGCAGACUGAGAACUGGCUGAUCCUUUUCCCUCCAGUUUCCAAGUGUUUUCCUGGUUCAGAGUCCACCUGAGCUGUAUGUUUGGGGCAGAGGACUGCUAUGAAGAAGGAUCAAGCCUCAGCUUCCCAGUGGAAAUCCCUUCCAUGCAGGCAUCACAGUACAGCACAACAUCAUGUUUAAACCAGUAAGUGAAAGUGUGUGCUCAGCACCAAUGUAUAAAAUAAGCAAGAAUGGCCAUAAACAUCAUGUUUAGCUAGCUGUGGAUUUUUACAACCCAGUGACUAUGGGACAGUCCUGGGCCUGCCUGCCCAAGCUGUGCCUCCAGGGAGCACGAGAGGCUUCUGGUGCCUCGUGUUGUCCCUUCUGUGAGGGCAGCUUCCAGGGCUUCUGCUACACAAACAGCAACUUUGCUUAUUUUAUUACCAAUCCUAUAGGAACAAAGUGAACUCACACAUACCCUUUUUAACGUGAUUUAUGACAGGAGCAAUAUGAGGGAACAGAUGAGCAUUCCUGCACCUAGGUUCAACUCUCCGUUUAAGAAUCACAGUCAAUAUUCCCUUGUUUUAAUACUAAACAUCAUGUUCAAAACUGAGUACUUCACUGUAAACUGCAGGCAGACCACGCAGGAUUAAAUGGGGCUUCUAGUGUGAUGAAUAUAGCAGCCUCUUAAAUGAUUAGGACACCUGUUGACAUUAAUAUAGAAGCAUGCAUGAAAACAAGUGUGCCACUCACUGAAAUAUAUGUACACAAAUAUUAAGAGGAUUAGAGAAAUUGCUAAAAUGGAUAGAGUGGCAUUUAACACGAACAUGUCUGGAAUCUCGCGGAAUGGAAAUAACAUGCACAGAGCUGUUCCCUUGUUCGAUGGCUUUUUUUUUUUAGUGGUUCAUCUAGGGUAUAAACGCAGUACAAGGAGGUCAUUUGCUUACAUUAAAAAAUUUCUCUUUAAUAUAUGUCUUUGUUUGGAAUCUGCCUGUGAUUCAUAACCACCUUCCUUUAGUAGCUGGCACCUUUGCCAUGCAAGCUGCAAGAAAAAGUAAUUAAAUUUAAUAGAAGCCACCCUUGCUUUGAAGCUGCCCUGGAUUUAGAGCCACAAGGAGAAGCAAUUAAACUGUGGCAGCCAAGGAUUCAAACUGAAGUUAUAUAGUGACUUUUUUUUUUUUUUUUAAAGGAAAUUUUCUCUGUAAACGGAUUUGGAUUGUCAAACCUGAUUGGAUUCAAAAGCAUAGAAAUUUCCUUCUGUGGGAAACUUUCUACUGAAGCAAAAGGAAAAAAAUAAUUAGAUGUGAAAUGGGGGUCAGUUGUGAAGAUCUAGGAUAUUUUUAAUCCUUUUGAACAAACUUCCAAAAACGAGUUCAGCAAAGUGCUGAGGGGAAAAGGGAAGCAUGGAAGGAGGACAGCUGCAUGUCUGUUUAUUUGCAGGCAGGCCAGCUUGUCAGCAGCCUAGGGUACAGAUUCAUUAGGGGAAGGGAUUUAUUUGCACUAAACAGUAUUAGAAGCAUUGUUCAAAGCUGGCAGGAUUUUUUAAACCAUCAAGAGGCAGAAAUUAUAUUUUAAUUUCUGUGCUUUUACCAAAAAGUUGUCUUUGCAUUAAGGAACAAGCAUAGGGGAAAAAAAUCAAAACAAGACUCGCAGAUGCCAUACCAAAUACAAUUCUUCCUACGUAAAAGUAUUUUUUAGAUGUUUCCUAUAAAAUAUCAGAAAGGAUUCAGUUGAAAAAGGUUUUCCUCCAAUGCAGAUGUUAUUCAAAAAAAGCAAACUGGCAAUUCAGUUAGCACUUACAGGCAGGCAAAUCUGUCCUAAUCUCCACCAGCUCUUUAUAUGUAAGUCUUAGCUAAGCCAAGGCACGUGUGAAAAUCUUAAUAUUUUCAUUAAUGUAUUUUGCCAAACCUGCUUUUCUGAGAAAUAGGUGCUCUUGGGCUCAGUGUAAGGAUACAGCUGAUGUUUUGUGACCUAUGGAUCUGACUUGGUGAAUGAGAGUCCUCUGGCUGGAGUCGAGGUAACGCUAAAUUUCCAGGGCAGUGCCUGGAAUGUUGUAACUUGCUGGGAAAAUAUAUUAUUGUAUCACCGGCCAUUAUGAGGUAGCUGGGGGCAGACAUGCGAGCUGCAUCCCCCCAGAGAACACAGCCCCUGCGAUGGUGACCAGCCUGUAAAAGAGGAACGGGAAAACACGGCCAGAGAGCUGCUCUGGGGCACCGUCAGCUCUGUGAACAAUGUUUGACCCCAGCGUUUUGGACGUCCCAGCAGUGAUCUUUGACAACGGGUCUGGGUUAUGCAAGGCAGGUGUCGCAGGUGACAGUGGCCCAAGGUCUGUUAUCACGGCAGUUGUUGGUCGCUCAAAAGCCAAAUCUACAAUGCUUGGAGCUGGGAUGAAAGAAUACUACGUUGGAGAAGAAGCUCAGUCCAAAAGAGGGAUCCUGUCUUUGAAUUACCCGAUUGACCAUGGCAUCGUUACCUCCUGGGAUGACAUGGAGAGGAUCUGGAGACACGUCUACGAGCAUGAGCUGAGACUCAAAGCCGCUGAAAGGCCGGUGCUGUUGACAGAAGCCCCCCUAAAUCCUCUGCAGAACCGGGAGAAAAUGACAGAGAUCAUGUUUGAAGGCUUCAUGGUGCCCGCUAUGUACGUGGCAGUCCAGGCAGCUCUGGCACUCUACGCCUCAGCCCGCACCACCGGGAUCGUCAUGGACAGCGGGGACGGUGUCACCCACACGGUCCCCAUUUACGAGGGGUACUGCCUGCCCCAUGCUGUCUCCAGGCUGGAUGUCGCUGGCAGAGAUAUCACCGAGUAUUUCAUGAGGCUUCUUCUGGAGGGCGGGCACUCUUUUGUUAGCACAGCUGAAAGGGAAAUCGUGAGAGAUAUCAAAGAGAAGCUGUGCUACGUAGCUUUGGACCCCAUCCAAGAAAUGAAAGCAAAGCCCGAAGAAGUCAUGAAAGAGUACAGGUUACCCGACAGCAACGUCAUUCAGAUCGGCAGCCAGCUCUUCCGUGCUCCAGAGGUGCUCUUUGUGCCUGCAAACAUCGGCAUUGAAGCACCUGGCGUGCACAAAAUGAUCUUCAACAGCGUCAUGAAGUGCGACAUCGACGUGCGCAGGAACCUCUACGCCAACGUCCUGCUCUCGGGAGGCUCCACGCUCUUUCCUGGACUGGAGGAGCGGAUCCUGAGGGAGAUGCACCUCCAAGUGCCCACGGGCAUGUUCGUGAGGAUCGUUGCCCCCCCCGAGAGAAAAUACAGCGUGUGGAUCGGGGCCUCCGUCCUCACCUGCCUGACGUCUUUCAAGCAAAUGUGGGUCACCGUGAGUGACUACAAGGACUUCGGGGCAGCCGUUAUCCAUCGGAAGUGCUUCUGAGGAGACCGUCAGACCGAGCGAACGCCUUGCUGCAACAAAGCACGAGCAAGAAACGCUGGCGAGGGCUGACUGAACCAAAAGGUGCCACAGCAGUUCAUGUCUUUACUGGCUGACAAAACCUUUAUGGAGAUAAAGCAUUAAAGAAUUGGUAACCAGG
Messenger RNA from Anas platyrhynchos (mallard), 5372 nucleotides. NCBI's taxonomy places the organism in Eukaryota, Metazoa, Chordata, Aves, Anseriformes, Anatidae. The record is from RefSeq and is a predicted model, not a curated record.